AUGCGCAGUCAUCGGUCGGCCAAAUUCGCCGAGUACAUUUCCACCUUUGCGAUUUUAAAUUCCAUCGGGGUGCACGAUGCCGUUCUCGUGGAAAGGCGAGAUUCAGCUGUGGGGAUCGGGGUCUACGCGCGGGAGGCGUGCGAUGCGGGGACGACACUUUUUGUCGUUCCCAUGCAUCGCAUCUGCAGCAGCUCUGUCCUCGCGAAGCUCGGAACGAAGGUGGAGCUGCAAUGCGGAGGGUGGAAUGCGGAAAAAGUAGAAACGCUGAAUGAGGGGUUGAUCAGCUUUCUCAUGGGUUUGGAAGGGGCGCGUGGGUGGGUGGAGUGCGCCUGGCGAAUGGCCCUGGAGCGGCAUCGCAGCUAUUCCCGCUGGUGGGGGUGGAUUCAGAGCAUUCCCAGCGAGGAGGAGUUGCGCGCGCUGGAGGAGGGGGUUCGCGGGAACUGCCGAGCGCUGCACCCCACCUUCUACCCUUUUUGGGAAAAAGGGCGUCGCAAAAUCGAAGAGGAGACGAAACUUGCCUUUGAAUUGCUCUCGCAGAACAACCUGAGUCCUACAUUAUCCUGUUUUUCAUGGGCGAUCGAAAUUCUUCUCUCGCGCGGGAUGUUAUUGCCGGGUUGCUGGCGGGAAAGUGAAGGUUUGGAGGAGGCUGUGGUGGAGAUCGGCGUGGUGCCGUUUGUGGAUCUGAUUAAUGGAGCGAAUGAUACCACGUUGAAGGAAAACGCCGUUGUCGAAAUUGCAUCCACGGCGGAGGAUUUACCGCAUUGGUACAAAUCGUGGGUGGUGCAGGAAGCACAGCGAAAGGGUCGCAAUGAAUCCCUUGAUGUGGCGAAGAUCCUACGACAGCAGUUUUGCCUGUGUGUGAGCUUGACGAGGCCGCUGGCGGCUUCCGAGGAAGUGAUUAUUUCAUAUCCUACACCGGUGCUCACCACUGGGGUGCUUUCUAGUCGUGAAGAUGCGUUGUUAUCACGGCUGAUAAAGUACGGUUUCUAG
Phytomonas sp. EM1 is the source of this 990-nucleotide messenger RNA. The record is from the annotation of a GenBank genome assembly. Lineage: Eukaryota; Euglenozoa; Kinetoplastea; Trypanosomatida; Trypanosomatidae.